Messenger RNA from Metarhizium acridum CQMa 102, 561 nucleotides. RefSeq lists its product as uncharacterized. The record is from RefSeq and is a predicted model, not a curated record. NCBI's taxonomy places the organism in Eukaryota, Fungi, Ascomycota, Sordariomycetes, Hypocreales, Clavicipitaceae.
AUGGCCUUGGAGGCUUUGGGCGUCGCCUCAAGCGUCAUUGCAGUAAUCGAAAUAUCCGGACGCGUUGCAGCAAUAUGCUUCCAGUACUCGAAAGGAGUGAAAGAUGCAAAGUCAGAAGACAACCGUCUACUACGAGAGGUCAACAACCUCGGCGAGACGACGAGCAGUGUCCAGGAUUUACUCGAUGGCCCCUGUGAGACCACACUGAAGACGUCGAGCAAGCUCUUGGAUGCGAUUGAAGAGGCACGGAUUCAUUUGAGUAAAUUAAAAGACGAUUUGAGGCCGUCGUCGGCCCAAAAAGCAUUCCGUAGGCUGAGAGUUGGCGCACUCAAAUGGCCGCUAAAGAGCAAAGAUGUGGAAAAAGUCGUCAAGCAACUUGGACGAUGCGGGCAGAAUAUAUCACUUGCUCUGCAAGUCGAUCAAACGUCCAUCCUACUUAGUCUUGAUCAAAAGGCCUUCUUGAGUCGCCUGCCUAUGGCAGCUGGAGCAACAUACGAUUCCUCCAGUGAAGAGAGCAACCCGAUCUGCAUGGAAAAUACUCGUGUCUCUCUUUUAGAUUAG